AUGAGCUCUCAAGAAAUCCAAAAAGUAAUUACUCUUUCAAAUGGAUAAAAAAUGCCUGCCUUUGGCUUAGGUAGUUCUAGAGUUUAAUCAGUAGAAGAAGUGACUAAUUUAAUUCGUAAAGCUCUAGAUGUUGGUUAUAGGCACAUUGAUACAGCUUAAAUGUAUGAAAAUGAGCAGUUUAUAGGAGCUGCUCUAAAAACAAUCUUUGGUGAAGGUAAAUAUAAAAGAGAAGAUAUAUUUUUAGUGACUAAAUAGGCUUCUAUCAAAGGUGUUUCAUGUUUAGAAAUAAUGAAAGAAUAGCUCUAGAAAUUAUAGGUAGAUUAUGUAGAUUUGCUUUUAAUUCAUGUUCCUUUAGCAGCUCCUAGUGAUGACUAUUAAUAGUGGAAUCAUAAGCCUGUUCAUUAAAUCUGGGCUGAAUUUGAAGAGAUUCAUAGUUUGGGCUUAGCUAAAGGAUUAGGUGUGUCUAAUUUCAACUGUUAAAUGAUUAUUGAUUUGUUAGCAUAUUGUAAAAUAAAACCAUUAGUAAACUAGAUAGAACUUCAUGUGUUUAAUUAAUAAAAGAAUUUAGUUGAAUUUUUGAAAAAAGUAAAUAUUUAUCCAGUUGCCUUUAGUCCAAUGGCCAAAUACAAUGAAGUAGUAAAAAACGAAACAUUAAACUAAAUUGCUUAGAAGUAAAAUGCCUCAGUUGCUUAAGUAAUGAUAGCUUUUAUGUAUCAUUAAGAUGUUGUAGUCAUCCCAAGAACUGCCAAAAUUGAGCGUCUCUAACAUAACUUUGAUGCCUAAAAAUUGCAAUUCAGUGAAGAAGAUAUUCAAACCUUGAGAAAUCUAAAUUCUAACACAAGAGUUGUUAAUUACUAUUCUUACCCUGCUCUUUUUAAAGGAAUUCCUUUCUAUGAAUGA
Molecule: messenger RNA, 900 nt
Organism: Tetrahymena thermophila SB210
Lineage: Eukaryota; Ciliophora; Oligohymenophorea; Hymenostomatida; Tetrahymenidae
Product: aldo/keto reductase family oxidoreductase
Exons: 1
Molecular function (GO): oxidoreductase activity
Source: RefSeq, a predicted model, not a curated record